Brassica oleracea var. oleracea is the source of this 1384-nucleotide messenger RNA. Its product is annotated as serine--tRNA ligase-like. Gene Ontology annotation, biological process: seryl-tRNA aminoacylation. Gene Ontology annotation, molecular function: tRNA binding; serine-tRNA ligase activity; ATP binding. Bases 47 to 1384 code for a protein of 445 amino acids. The transcript has 10 exons. Lineage: Eukaryota; Viridiplantae; Streptophyta; Magnoliopsida; Brassicales; Brassicaceae. The record is from RefSeq and is a predicted model, not a curated record. Gene Ontology annotation, cellular component: cytosol.
UUCAUCUUCUUCGUUCUUCGCAGUUGUAGAGAGAAGAGCACGAACCAUGUUGGAUAUAAAUCUAUUUAGAGAAGAGAAGGGUAAAGAUCCAGAGAUCAUCCGUGAAUCACAACGCCGGAGAUUCGCCAGCGUUGAUCUCGUCGAUGAGGUCAUCAACCUCGACAAGGAAUGGCGUCAGCGUCAAUUUGAAGUAGAGGGUUUACGAUCGGAGUUCAACAAGCUGAACAAGCAAGUCGCCAAGCUCAAGAUUUCUGGUGGUGAUGCAAGUGAGGUGAUUCAGCAAGCGGAGAAGAACAAACAAGACGCUGCUGAUAAGGAAAAGGAAGUUGGUGAUGCUUAUGCUAAGCUCAAAGAAAAGUUGGUGAAAGUUGGAAAUCUCGUCCCUGACUCAGUUCCAGUUAGUAACGAUGAGGCAGAUAAUCCUGUGAUAAAAGAUUGCGGUGAGAAGCCGGUUUUUGCGCCUGGUCAGAAGGUGUUGAACCAUGUGGAUCUCGUUGAGAAGACCUUCAUUGCAAAUAAUAAGAGAGGUGCUAAAAUUGCUGGAGGAAGAGGGUACUUCCUGAGAGGAGACGGUGUGCUACUUAACCAAGCUCUUAUCAGCUUUGGGCUAGCCCAUUUGAGAAAGCGAGGAUACACCGCAUUGCAACCUCCUUUUAUUAUGAGGAAGGAGGUCAUGGCCAAGUCCGCACAGUUGUCAGAGUUUGAUGAACAACUUUACAAGGUAACUGGUAAAGGAAAAGACAAAGACGUCACUGGUGAAGGAGAUGGCAAAUACCUGAUUGCAACUGCUGAGCAACCUCUUUGUGCGUACCAUAUGGAUGAAUGGAUCCCUACCCCAGAGCUUCCCAUAAAAUAUGCUGGUUACUCGACCUGCUUUAGGACAGAAGCUGGUUCCCAUGGAAGAGACCAACUUGGCCUUUUCCGUGUUCAUCAGUUUGAGAAAAUUGAACAGUUUUGCGUCACCAGUCCUGACGAGAACAAAUCGUGGGAGAUGCUUGAGGAGAUGAUGAAGAACUCUGAAGAGUUUUACCAAGCGCUAAAACUCCCAUACCGAGUGGUGGAGAUUGUGUCUGGAGCAUUGAACGAUGCAGCUGCGAAAAAAUAUGAUUUGGAAGGUUGGUUUCCUGCGUCUGGUACUUACAGAGAGCUUGUGUCGUGUUCCAACUGUACAGACUACCAAGCUAGAAGACUUGAGAUUAGAUACGGUCGGAAAAAGAGCAAUGAGGAGACGAAGUAUGUGCAUAUGCUGAAUUCGACUCUUACCGCGACAGAGAGGACCAUUUGCUGCAUUCUCGAGAACUACCAGCGAGAGGAUCGUGUGGAGGUCCCUGAGGUUUUGCUCCCGUUUAUGGACGGAGUGACGUAUUUGCCCUUCAGGACUUAG